This is a messenger RNA of Lodderomyces margitis, 1287 nucleotides long. It is a transcript of the gene ZUO1, whose product is annotated as zuotin. Gene Ontology annotation, cellular component: cytosol. NCBI's taxonomy places the organism in Eukaryota, Fungi, Ascomycota, Pichiomycetes, Serinales, Debaryomycetaceae. Bases 1 to 1287 code for a protein of 428 amino acids. The transcript has a single exon. The record is from RefSeq and is a predicted model, not a curated record. Gene Ontology annotation, biological process: regulation of translational fidelity; 'de novo' cotranslational protein folding. Gene Ontology annotation, molecular function: ribosome binding; Hsp70 protein binding.
AUGUCGAUCGUAUUACCAUCAGGAAGUGUCGAUGGCUUCAAAGCCGUUGGAAAGUACUCAGCUCCAAACCGUCGUCCAAUUGAGCCAGUCGGCCGUUACUUUUUGGCACAUGCAUCAAGAACUCUUAGGGGCCACACUUGGUCUGAAUUUGAAAAGUUGGAAGCUGAAAGAAACGUAAAAGAAAUCGAAACCAACGAGGAUGAAGACUUGGGAGACGAAGAACAAAGUGAAGAAUUAUUGGAACACGAUCCAAGAGAAUGGAAAACAGCUGACUUGUAUGCUGUUUUGGGAUUAUCACACUUGAGAUAUAAAGCCAAUGAAGAUCAAAUCAGAAGGGCACAUAGAAAACAAGUGUUGAAGCAUCAUCCUGAUAAGAAAUCUGCUAGCGGUGGAUUGGAACACGAUUCAUUUUUCAAAAUUAUUCAAAAGGCUUUUGAGGUCAUGUUAGAUCCAACAAAAAGAAAGCAAUAUGAUUCGGUUGACACUGAAAAGGAUCCAAAACCGCCUUCGCCAAAGAGCAAGUACGACUUUUUCGAAGUUUGGGGUCCAAUCUUUGAAAGCGAAAGUAGGUUUUCAAACAAGCAACCUGUCCCUUUAUUGGGUGGUUUAGAUGCCUCGAAGGAAGAAGUUGAUGCUUUCUAUAAUUUCUGGGGUAAAUUUGACUCAUGGAAGACAUUUGAAUUUAAGGAUGAAGAUGUUCCAGAUGACACAGCCAACCGUGACCACAAGCGUUAUAUUGAGCGUAAAAACAUAGCAUCAAGAAAGAAGUUUAAACAAGAAGAUAACAAGAGAAUAAUCGACUUAGUUGAAAGAGCUCAUAGUGAAGAUCCAAGAAUCAAGUUGUUUAAAGAACAAGCUAAGAAGGAGAAAGCUGCUAAGAAAUGGGACAAAGAAGCUGAUUCUCGUAAGGCAGCAGAGGAAGCAGCAGCUAAAAAGGCCGCAGAAGAAGCAGCUGCAAAGAAAGCUACCGAAGAAGCAGCAGCUGCAAAGGCAGACUCAAAGAAGGCUAAGGAGGCUGCCAAGGCUGCUAAAAAGAAGAACAAGAGAAACAUUAGAGCUGCUGUUAAGGACGUUGAUUACUUUGGUGAUGCUGGUAAAUCUGCAGAUAUUGACGCCGAUGUCGACUUGCUCAUUGAGAAAUUUUCCGACAUUCAAUUGGGCGAGGUUGCAUCCAAAUUGAAAGGUGCUGAUGCAGCAAGUGCAAAGGCAACUUUUACUGAGACAGCUAAGGAGUUGACUGAUGCUGGUUCCUUAAACGCUAGCAACUUGAAAUACUUUACUGUUUAA